Molecule: messenger RNA, 3567 nt
Organism: Ochotona princeps (American pika)
Lineage: Eukaryota; Metazoa; Chordata; Mammalia; Lagomorpha; Ochotonidae
Gene: ZBTB5
Product: zinc finger and BTB domain containing 5
Exons: 2
Coding region: 431-2461 (676 amino acids)
Biological process (GO): regulation of transcription by RNA polymerase II
Cellular component (GO): nucleus
Molecular function (GO): protein binding; DNA-binding transcription factor activity, RNA polymerase II-specific; RNA polymerase II cis-regulatory region sequence-specific DNA binding
Source: RefSeq, a predicted model, not a curated record
GGAUGGAGGCGGCGGGCUCGUCGGUGUCUCUGGAGCAACGAGGUUUCGUCUCCGCGCGAGCGCCAGGCCCACGCGCGGGGUGGAAGGGGGCGCGGGCGGCGGACCCCGCGUUUUGGGAUGCCUCGACUCGCCCAAGUGUUUUAUUUAAAUGGGCGGUUGUGCGGGAGUGCUCGUCCCUGGCGGGGAGCCGUGGGCCAGGCUGUGCCGAGAUGAUCCUUGCUGUCCCAUCUUGUGCAUGGGAUGGACGUACAGACGGGCUUCGGGCUCAGCGGAGGAUACGGUAGAAGCUAAUUUUUAAAUGGAAAUGGAAUCUUGAAUAUUUAACUCAAGGGGAAGAUGUUCCGGUAAGGACACUGAAGUCUUGAUUGCACGUGAAUCAACGGAAGUCACUCAUCGCCUUCCAGCAGUUGAAGCACUCUGCAAGAGGAUCAUGGAUUUUCCUGGUCACUUUGAACAGAUCUUCCAGCAGCUGAACUACCAGAGACUCCAUGGCCAGCUCUGUGAUUGUGUCAUCGUUGUGGGGAACAGACAUUUUAAAGCCCACCGCUCCGUGCUGGCAGCAUGCAGCACACACUUCCGGGCCCUGUUCUCGGUGGCAGAGGGAGAUCAGACCAUGAACAUGAUCCAGCUGGACAGCGAGGUGGUAACAGCAGAGGCCUUCGCAGCAUUGAUUGACAUGAUGUACACCUCUACCCUCAUGCUGGGGGAGAGCAACGUUAUGGAUGUCUUACUGGCAGCCUCUCACCUGCACUUGAACUCUGUUGUUAAGGCGUGUAAACAUUACCUAACAACAAGGACGCUACCCAUGUCUCCCCCCAGUGAGCGUGUUCAGGAGCAGAGUGCCCGUAUGCAGCGCUCCUUUAUGUUGCAGCAGCUGGGCCUCAGCAUCGUGAGCUCGGCCCUCACUUCCAGCCAGGGUGGCGAGGAGCAGCCAACCCCAAUGAGCUCCUCCAUGCGCAGUAACCUGGACCAGCGGACGCCCUUCCCCAUGAGACGCCUUCAUAAGCGCAAGCAGUCCGCCGAGGAGCGGGCCAGGCAGCGCCUCCGGCCAGCAGUGGACGACUCUGCUGUGUCAGACGUGACUCCCGAGAAUGGCCCUGCAGGGCUUCAUUCUCGGGAGGAGUUCUUCUCGCCAGAUUCUCUGAAAAUUGUAGAGAACGCAAAAGCCAACGGGAUGGCCGACAACCAGGAAGACGGUGCUCUCAUGUUUGACCAGCCUUUUGGUGCUCAAGAAGAUGCCCAGGUGCCCAGCCAGUCUGACAACAGUGCCGGUAACAUGGCGCAGCUGUCCAUGGCCUCUCGGGCAACUCAGGUGGAGACGGGUUUUGAACAGGAUACGGCAGCUGAGAAGGGGGGUUUCCAAUGUGAGAACCCUGAGGUGGGCCUUGGCGAGAAGGAGCACAUGAGGGUGGUGGUGAAAGCAGAGCCCCUGAGCUCCCCCGAGCCGCAGGACGAGGUGAGUGACGUGACCUCCCAGGCAGAAGGCAGCGAGUCUGUGGAAGUGGAAGGCGUUGUGGUCAGCGCCGAGAAGAUCGACCUGAGUCCCGAAAGCAGUGACCGAAGCUUCUCAGAUCCCCAGUCGAGCACAGACAGGGUGGGCGACAUCCAUAUUUUGGAAGUCACAAAUAACCUAGAACCUAAGUCGUCUUUUAGCAUUUCUAAUUUUUUGAACAAGAGCCGAGGAAGUAACUUCAAUGCAAAUCAGAACAAUGAUGAUAAUAUCCCAAACACCACUAGUGACUGCAGGCUGGAGGGCGAGGGCCCCUACUUGCUGAGUCCGGAUGCUGGGCCUGCGGGCGGGCCCUCCUCUGCCCCUGGCCCUCACGUGGAGAACCCAUUUAGUGAGCCGGCCGACUCCCACUUUGUCAGGCCUAUGCAGGAGGUGAUGGGCCUGCCAUGUGUGCAGACUUCAGGCUACCAGGGAGGAGAACAGUUUGGGAUGGAUUUUUCCAGGUCUGGAUUAGGCCUCCACUCCUUCUCCAGGGUGAUGAUGGGUUCCCCAAGAGGAGGAGCCAGUAAUUUCCCAUACUACCGCCGCAUAGCUCCCAAAAUGCCCGUCGUAACUUCCGUCAGGAGCUCACAGAUCCCGGAAAACACUGCCAGCUCCCAGCUGAUGCUGACGGGGGCCUCGUCCUCCUAUGAAAGCACUCAUCCUUCCCAGCCUGGCCCGCCACAGCUGACCAGGGCGUCCGCGGAUGUCCUGUCCAAGUGCAAAAAGGCCUUAUCAGAGCACAACGUCUUGGUUGUAGAAGGCGCACGCAAGUAUGCCUGCAAAAUCUGCUGCAAAACCUUCCUGACUUUGACAGACUGCAAGAAGCACAUCCGUGUUCACACAGGCGAGAAGCCCUACGCCUGCCUGAAAUGUGGCAAGAGGUUUAGUCAGUCGAGCCACUUGUACAAGCACUCCAAGACCACCUGCCUGCGAUGGCAGAGCAGCAACCUGCCCACCACCUUGCUCUAAGUGCCCUGGUCAGAUGCCACUAAGGCCAGCUGUGGGACUGAAAUGAAGUCUGGUUGGGAGGCAGCUUGUGCCGUGGAGCUUGGGGCUUCACAUGCCCUGUGGCUGUUGAAAGUGCCAACAGCCAGUAAAUGGAGAUGUACUGCACGUCGCCCAGUCUGCCAGGCGGCUGAGUGACACAUACACCUCUGGAAGGGGAUGGGAUCCCUGAAACCAAGUUCUUCCUUAGGGUGAAGCAGUGCAGUUGUAGUUUGUAAUUAAUGUUGUUCAAAGCAGCACAUUUAAAAAUUGAAGCAAAACUUUUUUAAACCAUUUUUGUAAAUCCCUGGAGCAUUUAAUGAAAUUUCCUCUACCCUCUGAUGGGAAUGUUACAUCCCCUGUACAGUGAUGCAGAAAGGCACUUAGUGUAACCAAGCAGUGGCGACCUGGUGCCUGUCUGGCAGGUGCUUGAAAGUGUCUCCCAGGUGCAUCCCCGGCCACUAAAACUACUAUAUUUUUGUCUGUGUUGCAGUCACAGGUGCUGCACUUCAAUGGUGCUAACACUGGUCCAGAGCAUGCAUGCUCUUGGACUGUUAGUGUAGAUGCUUCUGGAAACAUCCCUUUCUGGUAGGUGUCUUUACCAGUUUUUUCUGAUUUUAAGAGCAGAAUGUAAAUGGAGUAUGUGCUUAUAGGGAGUGCCACGUAAGGUCUUGUUUCUGUAUGUGCUGUUUUAGCAGUGUUUUAAAACACUUGUAUUACCAAUGUUACAGUCCCAUUUGGAAGUCAGAGAAGAGCUGGUGUUUGUCUUUGUUCUGAUGUAGUCCCAUUUGUGGGGUCUUCCAUGACGCACUUACUUUUUACUCACCCAGACAUCCAGGCCAGUCCAGCGUGACACAUCCCACCCGAGGACAAGCCUCUCUCGCCUCACUGCUUCCCAUUUCUGUGCAUUACUGUUUUCAAUUAUAAACUAACCAAAAACAACACUCCCCACCCCCAUGGAUUUUGUUAUAGCAUAGACCUUGAACUUUUUGUUAGUUAGUGUGCCCCCCUCCAACCUGAUACUAUUUAAAGUUUUGAAAUCCAAAUGUAGUAGCAUUCAUGGAUAAAUAUUGUACUGACUCUGAGUGGGG